Molecule: messenger RNA, 1890 nt
Organism: Mizuhopecten yessoensis (Yesso scallop)
Lineage: Eukaryota; Metazoa; Mollusca; Bivalvia; Pectinida; Pectinidae
Product: proline-rich extensin-like protein EPR1
Exons: 4
Coding region: 1-1890 (629 amino acids)
Source: RefSeq, a predicted model, not a curated record
AUGUCAGUUGACCCCAGUUUACCAGUCAGACCCUACACCGACCAAUGUUUACAUCCAUUCAGCUCCUAUAUCCGACCCAAGUUUACAUCCAGUCAGCCCCUACACCUACCCAAGUUUACAUCCAGUCAGUCCCUACAUCCGAACCCAGUUUACAUCCAGUCAGCCCCUACACCCGACUCCGUUUACAUCCAGGCAGCCCCUAUACCCGACUCCAGUUCACCAGUCAGCCCCUUCACCCGACUCCAGUUCACCAGUCCGUCACUAUACCCGACUCCAGUUCACCAGUCAGCCACUACACCCGACUCGAGUUCACCAGUCAGCCCUACUACCGACCCCAGUCCACCAGUCAGCCCCUACACCCGACUCCAGUUCACCAUCAGCCCCUCCACCCGACUCCAGUCCACCAGUCAGCCCCUACUACCGACUCCAGUUCACCAGUCAGCCCCUUCACCCGACUCCAGUUCACCAGUCCGCCACUAUACCCGACUCCAGUUCACCAGUCAGCCACUAAACCCGCCUCUAGUUCACGAGUCAGCCCCUACACUCGACUCCAGUUCACCAGUCAGCCCCUACACCAAACUCGAGUUUACAUCAAGGCAGCCCCUACACCCGACUCCAUUUCACCAGUCAGCCCCUACACCCGCCUCUAGUUCACGAGUCAGCCCCUACACCCGACUCCAUUUCACCAGUCAGCUCCUACAUCCGACUCAAGUCCCCCAGUCAGCCCCUACAUCCGACUCUGUUCACCAGUCAGCCCCUACACCAAACUCAGGUUUACAUCCAGGCAGCCCCUACACCCGCCUCCAUUUCACCAUUCAGCCCCUACACCCGACUCCAGUUCACCAGUCAGCUCCUACAUCCGACUCAAGUCCACCAGUCAGCCCCUACAUCCGACUCCAGUUCAGCAUCAGCUCCUACAUCCGACUCCAGUUCAUCAGUCAGCCCCUACACCCGACUCCAGUUCAUCAGUCAGCCCCUACACCCGCCUCCAGUUCACCAGUCAGCCCCUUCACCCGACUCCGGUUCACCAGUCAGCCCCUACAUCCGACUCCAGUUCAGCAGUUAGCUCCUACACCCGACUCAAGUUCACCAGUCAGCCCCUACACCCGACCCCAGUUCACCAGUCAGCCCCUUCACCCUACUCCAGUUCACCAGUCAGCCCCUACACCCGACCCCAGUUCACCAGUCAGCCCCUUCACCCGACUCCGGUUCACCAGUCAGCCCCUACAUCCGACGCUGUUCACCAGUCAGCCCCUACACCCGACCCCAGUUCACCAGUCAGCCCCUACACCCAAAUCGAGUUUACAUCCAGGCAGCCCCUACACCCGCCUCCAUUUCACCAUUCAGCCCCUACACCAGACUCCAGUUCACCAGUCAGCUCCUACAUCCGACUCCAGUCCACCAGUCAGCCCCUUCACCCUACUCCAGUUCACCAGUCAGCCCCUACACUCGACUCAAGUUCACCAGUCAGCCCCUACACCCGACCCCAGUUCACCAGUCAGCCCCUACACCCGACUCCAGUUCACCAGUCAGCCCCUUCACCCUACUCCAUUUCACCAGUCAGCUCCUACACCCGACUCCGGUUCCCCAGUCAGCUCCUACAUCCGACUCCAGUUCACCAGUCAGCCCCUACACCCGACCCCAGUUCACCAGUCAGCCCCUACACCCGACUCCAGUUCACCAGUCAGCCACUACACCCGACUUCAGUUCACCAGUCAGCUCCUACACCCGACUCCAGUUCACCAGUCAGCACCUACACCCGACUCCAGUUCACCAGUCAACCCCUACACCCGACUCCAGUUCACCAGUCAACCCCUACACCCGACUCCUGUCCACCAGUCAGCCCCUACACCCGACUCCAGUUUACAUCUUAUUGGCUUCUCAAUUUAA